AUGUAUGAGCUUUUUGAUGUGGCCAAACUCUUGUCAGUGCGCAAAGAAUACAGACAGACAGAACCCGAAUCUGAAACCUCCCCUCAAAAAGUUUGCAUUAAGAACUAUGCUUGGCGAGAAGAGGGUGAAAUCUGCAUGCUGGCUCUGUAUUGCUCUAAUAAUUAUUUAUUAUUGAGACAUAAAACAGCCAAUAAAAGUCCUGAGAUUAAACAGAUACCAUGGCCAGCCGAGAAAACGAUUAUUUCCAUGUGUUUUGAUCCAACUGUAGUUUGGUUAUUGGUGAUCACUGACACACCAGAUAUUUAUAUCAUUCCAGCUUUAUGUCUCUUGGAGCCGAAAUCAAGAGUAAACCAGCUCUGGGCGACUAACGAUGCCACACAGAUAACAUUAAACAAACCAACUGGGAUGGUGACCAAGGUCUGUUGGUGGCAUACUCUAGAAGAUGAUCAGAUUGCUAUAUAUGGUACUAAGGCUGGGGAGAUCGUGCUAAUAGAUUUACUACGACGUAGAAUGGUGGCCUGUACAAGUAUACACGGACAAGUCAUAGACCUAGAUCUAAUACAAGAUGAUCAGCAGAUGACCACAGUUCUUUUGAUCACAGGUAAUUCUGGUAACCAAUGGAAACUGUUGUUAGAGAGUCGGUCGCAGCAGAACUGGAGACCAAUGAAUGAAACGAGUCUGUUAGGAUCUGAGAGACGUCUCCCCUCUAUAACUAAUAUAAUGAUGAAUUCAGAUGAAUUAAAAGGGAUGUUCACACCAGUAAAAUUCACCCAAUUUGAUCGUUCUGUUAUCCUGUACCCGCAAAACGCCAAGGGGCGCCAUUUUGUUACUGCUCACUGUGAUAAAACAUCCACGUUUCAGGUGUUUGACAGUCAUUUAGAACAUUCACCAUUUUUUAUCUACAAGUUACCGUUUGGAACGUACAACGUUAUUUUCACUGAUUGUUUGAUGUUUGCUAUAUCCAGUAUCCAUGGGCAACGGUUAUUAGUUUUAUCCAAUCAGAAAGCUGAGAUCUCUUCUGAAGACCAACAGGAAUUCAACAAGGAUGCAAUUCUACAGAAGUUUGAACUCCCACAUGGUGAAAAAGUUUUGGGAACUCAGAAGAAAAGUUUUCCAUUUUAUUGGCAUGAGAGAGCAGAGGCUGAAGAUCUUGACAACAAGAAAGAUAACUCUGUAUCUUCUUUAGAUUCCAUACGACUAUCAUCUCAUACUGUAUUAGAUGGUUGUAUUGUUGUCACUAAUUCUUCAGUGUUUGAAUGUAGACCCAGAGUAUCUCCUGAGCGUUUAUUUUUAAAAUUAGCAGUCAAGAAUAAUGAUGCCAGCGUCUCGGAAUCACUAGGAAUUAGUAUCGGUCUGAAUCUGUCAAAUUUAUUUGAAAUAGCGGCUGAUCAUCUUCUGGUGUUAAACAAUACAACUCAGGCUUUAUGUCUCUACAAACUCUCCAAGUGUUCCUAUGUUAAAAGAGUGUCUAGCCUAUUAAAGUAUAAACAUUACAGUACAGCAAUGGAGGUUCUGCAGAAAGUAUUAGGUAGUAGUCAUAUAGUACUGAGUACUAGUGAUAGAAAACAGUUGUCUAACUUGGCAUUGAAAUGUUAUAUACAUGAAAUAUACUCCUGUACUGAUACACCUAGCCAACUUAUUGAACCCUUCAGGAACUUCUUGCUGGGUAGCUUUACAUUUGAUGAAAAGUUAGCCCUGAAUCUGUUGGCUAAAUUUGGUUUUAUGGAAUUACUGCUAGACUUUGCAAAGGCACGAGGUUUAGUAAUGGAGGGUCUAGAUUUAUUACAAGAUUAUGGACGUUAUGAUAUACCUCUUGUUUUGUUAGAAGAUCUCAUAUCUCGGGGCUUUCAUGCUCAUCUUCUUAAAGCUGGUGAAGGUAGCUAUCUACAAUGUCUAUCAGCCGAAGACCUAGUAAAAUUAUUAUUAGUUAAACCCCAGCUUGCCAUACGGAAUGUAGCCAUGUUGGAACCAGAAGUAAAUUCCUUGUCUCUUGAAUCAAUGUUAAAACUAGCAGACGUCUUCGACCCGUCGAAACCGUUGAUGCAGGGAUUUUUACGUCGUUCUAAUCACCAUAGACAAAGAACUGCUAGUUUGACUUCAUUAACAUCUUAUUCUGGUGAAAGUAUAGAUCUAGCCUCGGAGAAUAAAGAGAUAGACACUAAUCAACUGGUAGAGUUUUUUCUACGUCUGGUUUUAUUGAUUAAUAUUAAGAGAAAUAAGGAAGAGAGACCAGUUGUCAAUCUACAGGAAAUACUUCAGAACUGGAACUUUGAUUACAUUGAUGUGAAAGAAAGUGUAUCAAAUGAAAAGAAGCCAAAGCUAGCGUUACAGACCAGUCUGAUAGGAGCAGGACCAGAACAUGGUGCUAGUAUACGUAAUGGAGAUCUAUAUACUUGGGGACUGACUAGGGACGGCAGAUUAGGUCAUGGUGAUUUGGUCGGCAAGAAUUCAAUAUGUCUGCCAAGUCGCGUUGAAACGUUACAUAUGUUACAGAUAAAAGUCACGUCUGUCUCUUGUGGUGGAAAACAUACCAUAGUUCUUACUCAACAAGGGGUAUAUGGAUGGGGUAGUUCUGUAUAUGGACAAAUUGGUGUAGGAACCAGACAUACCUAUACACGUCCAAUGUUACUACAGACAUUAUUAGAUAUAGGAGAAUCAGUGAUAGCUGUAGAUUGUGGACAGUAUCAUACUCUAGCUCUAACUGAUGCUGGCUGUGUGUAUUCUUGGGGGUGGGGGGUACAUGGUCAACUGGGGCUUGGUGACCCAGAAGAUCAGCUGAUACCAAAGAACAUUGACUAUCUAAAUGAGUUUGGUGUGGUGAAAAUUAGUGCUGGAUAUUGCCAUAGUUUGUUUCUUACUGCCAAGGGUGAUGUCUAUUCAUGUGGCUGUGCAUAUUUUGGACAGUUAGGUAUAGGAGAUAACAGUAAGAGAACGACUCCUGUUAAAAUAAUCAGACUACCUGAAGUUAUAAUAGCUGUUUCUACUAGAUAUUUUCAUUCUGUGGCAAUAACAGCUAAUAAUAGAGUAUACUCCUGGGGUUGUCACCCAUACAGUCUGAGAUUCUCUGCCCACAAUAUGAGACGAGCCCGACAGCAAGGACAGCCCAUGUUAGACCCAUUAGAAAGCUUCUUGUGUCCUAUUUUAAUUGAUACAUCUUUCGUUAAUGGUAAACUUUCUCAGGUUGCCUGUGGUAGUUUUCAUACUGUAGCCUUAACAACUGAUGGGGAGGUUUAUGUUUGGGGUAGAAAUGUUGAUGGGCAACUUGGAAUUGGACACAAAAUAGAAGAGAGAAUACCAGUUAUGUUAACCAAACUGAAUGAUAAAGAGUUUCUAAGUGUUAGAUGUGGUGGAGAAUACACGAUGGCUGUAGAUAAUGACUAUCAAGUCUGGGUCUGGGGACGCAACGAGGCAGGACAGUUAGGACUACCUCUAGCAAGUGAUAAACCCUUAUCCAGAAGAAAUUUACGGAAACAAGGAAGUUCCUCAGCUCAUGCUCAAGUUACUCCUGCUAAUCUAACAUCCCUACCUUCUCAUGAUGCUGCAGGCUCAACGUCUGGUCAACAAGGAUUGUUUGCUUCUACUGAUAGUACUUGUUCUGAUCUUUAUAUCUCUGAUUAUUAUGGAGAAGAUUGUGAACUGUAUCAGCUACCUGAUUUAACUCUGAUUGGAAACAGUUUAUAUUCCUCUAAAACUAUACCAGUCGUAUUGAAGCAUCUAACUUCUUACUGUCGUAGUGUUAAUAUAUUGAGACAAGCUAUUGAUAGUGGUGAAUGGCUUACAGCAGCUGAUAUAAACAUCUUAAACCAUAAUUACAGUCAGGCUUUAUUCUGCCACCUGAAGAAGUUGUCUAAUAGUUCCGAACUAUCCAGUGAAGAAUUAUCAGAAUUGAGUGAAAAUGUUGUCGAGAAAUAUUUUGAUGUUAUUAUGGAUGACAAGAUGAAACUGGAUGUUCAAGACAAAGAUUUACAUUUCAUGUGUAUAGAGAUUAUUGAAUUUUGGAGUCAACAGAAGCUGGCUGUAUUGAAAUUAGAAGAAAUAUUUUUACAUCAUCUUUCAGCUUUAUCUUCUUCUCUCAGUCUCAUUUUAUUCAGUACCAAAGACUCUUCAAAUGAACUGAACAUCAAAUUCAGUACUAAAUUUAAUUUAAAAGUUUUAGAGAACUUGAUAACUGUUAGUCCUAGUCAUCCAAAUUCCAUGGAUCAACGACUAACACAAUGGAGGAAUUCAAUCAAUCUGGAUCCUCCUGAAGGUGAUGUUGAAAUUCCAGAACUACAGAGUGUGGAUAAACUUAUUCCUUAUGAUAGACUUUGGUCUGAUACUAUUCAAAACUUACAAAAACAUUUGGGAGAUCGUGUCGCAAUAUCGAUUAGCAGAAGUGAAUUGGAUUAUUUGAAUCAGAGUGAUGUCCCUUCCUCAUCUGAUUCAAAUUCAGCCAUCUUUUUCACUUGCGGUCAUCACCAACCAAAAAAGUUGUUUUUCGAGGAUGUUUUGAAGAAUUUUGAACGUGAAUUGACCUCUGGAAGUAUCAAGAUUCCAUAUUCUGCAAACUUGUUGACUCAAUAUUAUAAAAGGCAGGGUCUAAUACCAAUGUCGUGUCCUAAAUGUGUUUUAAACGCCAUCUGGACCAUUUCAUGAACUACUACCCCUAUUCCAAUGAGCUUUGAACUUUGAAAUUGACUUUAAGAUUGGUAUGCUUUCACUAGAUCAAUUGUAUCAAGAAAUUAAGCUUUAAAGGAUCAUAUUUUUGACUUCAAAGAUUGUUUUGCAGUGGUUGGAUCAUUCAAUUCUGAAAUAUCUUUAGGAUCAAAUUUUUAUAAUCAAGUUUUUAUUAAGCACUAAUCUUUCAAGCUAAGAAAAAAUGUUUUUUGAUCGAUUAAAUUUCAAUGCUAUAUACAUGUUUAAUGCUUUUACAAUUUGACUAUAUGUUAUACAUAUCCAACAGAAGUUGUGAAUUCUAUCCAAAACCAAAUGUGACAAACUAAAAUUCUGUAGUCAGUUAGUGGCUUAUUUUUAAAACCAACAAUAUUAACAAGUGAUAAUUAUUCCAUUGAAGACCACUUUACUGUAUUUUUUUUGUUGCAAAGUGCAAUUAUUUUGUUAUUUUUUUUAUUCUGUUGUUUUUUGUUAUAAUAUAUACAUUGUUUUU
Messenger RNA from Lottia gigantea (owl limpet), 5146 nucleotides. RefSeq lists its product as hypothetical. Gene Ontology annotation, molecular function: protein binding. The record is from RefSeq and is a predicted model, not a curated record. The transcript has 30 exons. The coding region runs from base 1 to 4635 and encodes 1544 amino acids. NCBI's taxonomy places the organism in Eukaryota, Metazoa, Mollusca, Gastropoda, Lottiidae.